Messenger RNA from Prorocentrum cordatum, 870 nucleotides. NCBI's taxonomy places the organism in Eukaryota, Dinophyceae, Prorocentrales, Prorocentraceae. The record is from the annotation of a GenBank genome assembly.
GGCCCGAGGGGCCCAGCGCGGGCCGGAGCGGCCAGGAUGCAAGGGAAGGCGAGCCCGGCGGCGGCUUGGCGGGCCUGUGGGGGGGCCGGGGCGAGGCUUGCGGGCGCGGCGGUGUUGCAGCCGCUGGCUCGGGAGACGAGGGCGCCGCCGCGAGUGCGGCUGUAGGCGGUCGUGCCGGCGUCGGCGGCGGCGCUGGGCGCGCGGGCGCACGGGCACUGACGCCCUGGUGCGACGAUGCGUCGGACUCGGACGACGAGGCCGAGGGGCACGCGGCGGAGUCCGCCGCGGGCCCAAGGGAGGCGCCGGGCGUGAACCUGGACCCGCGCAUGCUCGCCAGGACGCUGGGGCGGGUCUACAUGGAGCACCGGGGCCCCGAGGUCAUCGAGGCAUGGCGCGAGAGGCUCCAAGGCGGCGCGGCGCACGGACCGGCGCCCGAUUGUGGCGUGGGCCCCUCGCCGCCAGAGUUAGAGCACCUUCUCGUGAACGAGGUCCGCUUCACUCACGCGUCUGUGUCGAGGAGGUUUCGCCAUGGACCCCACCGAGGCAAGGAGAUCGUGAGCCUCGCGGCGGCGCUGGAGUCCGGCGACGCGACCGUCGACGACGUGCCGCUGGUCUGCGUGCGGCUCGCCGACAAGACGUACAGCCUGUUUAACAGGCGCCUGUACGGCCUCCGGGAGUACGCGAGCAGGAGGCCGCCCGGGGAAGACGUCCGCGUGCCGGCCUGGGUCUUCAAGGCCGACCCCGUGACCGCUAAGUUCGUGAUAGCGUUCACGAGCCAGUGCGAUGGGGCCAAGGCCUUUCUGCGAGGCGAGUGAUGAGCCCGUCUGAGCCGGGAGAGCGGCUGGGCUGUUUGCUAGAGGGAGGGCGGAG